AGCAAGUGUGAACAGGCAGGCAGCGCGCGCUCAGUACACACGCGAACCUGCUGAAGGCCGUUGGAGUCGUGCGUUGUAAAUUAUGUACAUAAGUUACUGAUAUUAUUCGGGUACACAUGAAUGGCAGGCAGCGCAACUUGGAGCCAUUACACCGAGCAGCGAGUGUGAAAAUGUGUAAACCAACGGCCAACAUCGUCUGAACUGGAACACGUAACACCAAGUGCUCUCUGCCCGUCUCUCACACAGACCGAGGCUCGACGACUCCGGUGGGGAUUUUCAAGCCGACAAGACCGCAGCAAAGCGUAUCAGAUGUAAAGAGAAAAAAACAACAACGGAACCGCGAAUUUUUAUUCUUAAGCUUCUUUUUUUGUAAAUGUAUUUUUUCAGUGGGUGUAAAAAAUAAUUUUGUAGGCAGGAAAGCCCCGUGUAAAUCUCGUGAAAUAACGUUUGUAAAAAGAUAUAGGAAUAAUAAGAAAUCCAGUGAGUUAGCUAGCUAUCUGUGCUGAGCUGCUCGUUUUUAAAAUAAACACACCGCUGGACAGACGAGCUAUGAUGAUGUUGAAUUCAGGGUUUACUUGAAGAUAUUCACACAACAGACUGAAAGAAAAACACUGCAGCUUGAAAAAACUCCUAUUUUAGUGUGUGUUUCCAAGAGCUGCAAGACGUGUGGUUUACUUUGAUUAGUGCUGCACCUAAGUGGAUAUAAAGAAAAUGUAGGACAUGCUGAGAAGGAAAGCAAGGACAAAAUAUUUUCUUCAACAGCUGUGGUCUCAACCUCCUGUGCUUCUGUAAAGCUUCUAAAAACAGGAGAAAGGGAGGCAGAGAGUGGAGGAAGAGUGCGAGGUCACUAGUUUGACCAAGGACGGCCUUCAGUCACCUGCAGCCCUGGAAGAUCAGCUUGACAGACUAGAAGGAGUGAGUGGGUGACCACAGAAAGAGAGAGAGACGGGGACUGACGGAGGAGCAAAGGUUUGGAGGAGGAGGAGGAGGAGGUCAAGGAGGAGUGGGAAAGGCCAUUCCCCAUGGCUACUGACCCGGGAGAGCCCACAGGCACCGAGGAUUCCUCGGAGAAACCUGAUGGACAGAAGGAGGAGGACACGGAGCAGGAAGGCAGGGCCCAUCCACAGAGGGAGAGAACACACAGCACCCCCUCAGACGUCCUCUCCUCCCAGACUCAGGAGAGGAAAGCGACAGGAGGAAAGGAUGGAGCAGUCCAGGGAGGAGGAGGAGGAGGAGGAGGAGGAGGGGAAGCCAGCAAGGAGGGUGAGGAGAAUCCAGACAGACCAAUUUCAUUCUCCACACCCUCUUUACCAGUCGACACUGGCCAGAAGCGACUGAGGAGGGAGAAGCGCUUCUUCAGGAAGAGUGUGGAGAUUUGCGAGGAGGACGAUGAGGUGGAGGUGCCCCCAGAGGCGCCCCACAGUGCCCCCCACCUGGAGCUGCGCUCCUCAGACACAGUCUUCACCAGCAGUGCCCAGCAGCAAGGGGGUGCUUCAUCCUGUGCUGCCAUGGGCCAUGACCCAUCCUGCCCCAGCCCCAGCCAGGAGCCAGGAAAGGAUGCACCUUCCUCUGCACCCACCCAGAGGGUGAAGGAGAGGGACCGUGAGCAGGAGGAGGAGGCAGAGAUGAAGGCUGUGGCUACGUCUCCUGGAGGCAGGUUCCUUAAGUUUGACAUUGAACUGGGCAGAGGAGCCUUCAAGACUGUGUAUAAAGGCCUGGACACAGAGACAUGGGUGGAGGUGGCUUGGUGUGAACUUCAGGACCGCAAACUGACCAAAGCGGAGCAGCAGCGCUUCAAGGAAGAGGCCGAGAUGCUGAAGGGGUUGCAGCACCCCAACAUCGUCCGCUUCUAUGAUUCCUGGGAGUCUGUGCUCCGUGGCAAGAAGUGCAUCGUGCUGGUCACUGAACUCAUGACUUCAGGAACACUCAAAACUUACCUGAAGCGCUUUAAGGUGAUGAAGCCCAAGGUCCUGAGGAGCUGGUGUCGCCAAAUCCUGAAGGGGCUUCAUUUCCUUCACACCAGGACUCCUCCAAUUGUCCACCGGGACCUCAAGUGUGACAACAUCUUCAUAACAGGCCCAACAGGCUCAGUCAAGAUAGGAGACCUGGGAUUGGCCACUCUUAUGCGGACCUCUUUCGCCAAGAGUGUUAUAGGAACGCCUGAGUUCAUGGCUCCAGAGAUGUAUGAGGAGCACUAUGAUGAGUCUGUGGAUGUCUACGCUUUCGGGAUGUGCAUGCUGGAGAUGGCCACCUCAGAGUACCCGUACUCUGAGUGCCAAAAUGCUGCUCAGAUCUAUCGCAAAGUCACAAGUGGUAUAAAGCCAGCAAGCUUUGAUAAAGUGAAUGACCCAGAGAUCAAGGAGAUCAUUGAAGGCUGCAUUCGCCAGAACAAGAGCCAGAGACUUUCCAUCCGAGACCUCCUUAACCACGCAUUCUUUGGGGAGGACACAGGGGUCCGCGUAGAGCUUGCAGAGGAGGACACAGGCACCCAAGACUGUCUGGCUCUUCGUAUUUGGGUUGAAGAGCCCAAGAAGCUAAAGGGGAAGCACAAAGACAAUGAGGCCAUCGAAUUCAGCUAUGACCUGGAGAAUGAUAGUGCUGAGGAAGUGGCUCUUGAGAUGGUGAAGUCAGGAUUCUUCCAUGAGAGUGAUGCCAAGGUGGUGGGGAAAUCCAUCCGGGACCGAGUAAAUCUGAUCAAAAAGUCACGAGAGCGUCGACAGCAGCAGCUGCUCCAGCAGCAGCAGGGCUUCGAAGAAAGGAGAGACUCCACUCUCACCUCUUACACCUUUUCUCAUCCAUCCUGCCCAUCCUCAAUGGGGCCUGGGGCAGCUGGACAGACUGCAGGUGGAGGAGGAGGGCAAGAGUCUGAGGAGCUGCCUGAGGUGGACCAACAUGUCAGGCAGCAGCAUAUUUUCAGUGGUACAGCCCUUAGUCUGCCAGAAGGAGAGAGCAUUGGGUCUGCCAGCUGUGAAUCUUAUGCAAGUGGACAAAGCCAGGCGUACUCUCAGCAAGGGGAAUCAUACACCCACUCCCAGACCGCUCUCCCCCCUACCGCAUCUAGCGCUGGUGCGUUGGCUCAUCAUCAAAUGCUCCCCAUUGGUGAGAGUGGAAGUGUUCCAAAUGUGCCUAUUGGUCAGAGUGUUAGCAUGUCCAGCAUGCCGGUGGGCCAAAGUGGAGGGGGGCCUGUUGGUCAGACGUAUCUUCAGCCCAGUACCAUGGUUCCACAGGUAUCACCAAGUGUCCCUCAACAAUAUUUUCAGUCACAAACAUUCCCAUCAGAUGCAUUUCAAACUGCCACACCCCAUGGGUCAUUGGCCCCCUCACAGUCAUACAUACCCCCUGUUUCCCCACAAGCACCCAGUAGUGUUCUCACUACAUCCAUGUCAGUCAGUGAUCCUACUGGACUAGGGGGGACCAUUGUGCCCCUCGCUCAGCAGACCCAGCCCCCCGCCACUCCCAUGCAGCUCACUGACAUCAUUCCCCAGGCAGCACCCCAGCAAACACAGCCUGUCGUGAUCCCUCUGCAGACUAUUGUCCAACAACAACAGAUAGGGAUGGAUCCCCAGGCCUCCACCCUUCAGCAGCAGCAGCAACAGCAAAUGGAGGCCCAGGCCACUCUGCUUGAACAACAACAAGUUAGUGCCAGUCAGCCACCGACGGAACAUCAGCCACAGAGCCUUUCAGCUACAGCUGCCCGGAAACAUCAACAUGAACCUCCGCAGCAGAUCUAUGUACAACAGCCUAUUCCACCAGUCCACACAGCUCCUCAGCAGCAAGUAUUACCUACACAACCAGGUAUGGAGCAGCGACCUAUGUCAAUGCCACAGCCAGGGGAGCAACCUCAGACUUACAAACAGCAACCAACAGGGGAUCCUCGUGAGCAGACCAUGAUACAACCACAACUGCAACAACUUCAGCAAACUCUGUUACAACAGCAACAACAACAAGUUUUACUGCUUGAGCACCAUCAGACGUAUGUCCAGCAACAAAUUGAUCAGCAGCAACAAAAAGCACUGCUUCAACAACAACAGGCCCAACUGCAACAACAUCAACUGGAGCAACAGCAAGCACUUAUACACAAGCAAUUGUUGGAUCAGCAUCAGCAGCAAACUCUUUUUCAACAGCAACAAGAGCAGCAACAGCCAGGUCUUGUACAACAACAGCAACCACAACAGGCACUUUUACAACAUCAGUUAGAGCAGUCUCCUCUACAGCAACAGCAGCCAAAUCAGUUGUAUCAACAAAUUGGACAACACCAAACUGGAAUACAAACAGAACUAGAGAAGCAACAGCAAAGUGGACAACAGCAGCAACAAAUUGUAUUGCAGCAGCAGCAGCAGCCCCAGCAGGCUCAACAGCAAAAGGAACAAUUGCAGCAGCAAGCCUUACUCAGACAAAUAGAACAACAGCAGCAGCAAGCACUGAUACAACAGCAUCUGCAACAGCAGGCUAUUUUGCAACAGCAACAGCUACAACAGAAAGCUCAGCUACAGCAACAGCAACAUGAGGAGCAACAGGUGCAGCUCAAACAGCAGCUAGAGCAGCAGCAGCAAGCUCUGUUGCAGCAACAGUUAGAGCAACAGCGUCAGCAACAAGUCCUGUUACAACAACAGCAAGCAGAGAGGCUACAGCAACAGGCUCUGUUAAAGCAACAGAUUCAAGAGCAGCAGCAACAAGCAGCCAUCAUUCAACUUCAGCAAACUGAGAAGCAAGAGGCUGUCCCUAUUCCACAAAGUAACAGUGAGCAGCAGAUUCAGCAGCAACUGACUGACAUACAGCAUGCAUGUGUCCCACAACUAAACGCCCCUCAGUUUACACCUCAUUCCACUUUCAUACAGCAGCAAGUGAUGGAGCAGCAGCAGCCAGCAACAUUGAUCCAGCAGCAGCAGCAGCAAGCAUUUGUUGCCCAGCCGCAGCAUCACACCUCUGCAAUGGAACCUCAUAUCCCAGUUGGAGCUCCAGCCAGCACUGAGGUGAUUCAGCACCAAACUCAAAUUGUCCCACAGGCUCAGGUCCCCAUGGCCAUGCAGACUACGCACAUCCCGAUCCAGACGCCUGCUGUUGUUCAAGCUCAAGUCCUUGCCCAGCAAGGACAAAGUGAGGCUCAUCCUCCAAACCAGGUCCCAGUCCAACUUAUAGCCCAGUCCACUGCUCAAGCAGCUCAAGCUAUGAUUGAGGCCCAAGUAUCUCCUCCUGCGGCAGUGAUCCAGGGGCAGACUCACCAGACCAUCCAAACCCAGCAAAUUCCCUUACAGACGAGUUACCCAGGACCUGCUGCUCUCACACAGAGCCAGAUAACUGCUCAGCCAUUAAUCCAGACUCAGCCUCUGCAUCUGACAGUAAGCCAGUCCCAGCCACCACAUGGUCAGGGCCCAACUGUGGACAUUCAUAUGAUGGGCCAACAAACCCAAGCUACUGUCCAGCCUCCAGCUGCAAUUACCUCAAUUCCCAGUCAGAUCCAACAUGAGACCCUUGUUCAGCAAAAUGCUCAAAUGCCAGUGCUCAUGCAACCCCAGCUCCAGCAGCAAACUCAAGGCCAGCCACCUAGCCAGAUGCAUACUCAGACUGCUGCUGGCCUUUUGACCUCUCAGUAUGUCCCUCAGCCUACCCACCAAGCCAUGCCAUCUGUACAACAGGAUAUAACUCAUAUUACACAACAGCAGCAGCAACAACAAGAGCCAGUACUGCAAUAUCAGCAGAUGAUUCUGUCUCCUGGCUCAGCUGGAAGUGUUGGAACUACAGCAGAUAGUCUCACCUCUGUAGUUGACCCUGCAAACUUUGUCGCCACUUCUCAUCCUGUGCAGCAGGCUGGACAAGCCUAUGGUCCAGGCCAAACAACACUGCAGCCAGUUGUUCAGGCUCAGCAGCAGCCCCUAGGAAGCACUGCUGACCCUUCUGUCAUUCAGCAGAUCUCCCAGCCUCCUAUACCUCAGUCUGCUGUGCAGUACCAGCAACAGCUACAGAAGCUUUCUCAAGCGCAGCAACCACUAGCUCCACCUCCUCCACAGACCCAGUCACUGGCACAGCCCAUCCCAACUCCCAUUCAGCAACAACUUCCUGUACAGCAGGCUUUGAUGCCCCAUGACGAGAGUCAGCUGCCCUCACAGUGCCCACCUGCUUCACAUCUGGUGACCCAUCCUUCUGCACAGAUAGGCCCCAGCAGUGUUGCAGAUCCGCAGUCUCAGAACAGGACCCUGCCCCUCUAUAGUCAUCUAGUGGCAGGCGCCCCUCCAUCUCCGCAGCACCAAGCCAAGCAGAUACUGCCAGCUCACACACACACACAAACCAGCAUUCAGGCCCAAACAAACUCCCAAACACAGACACUUGUUCAGACACAGGCUCAUUCUCAUACUCAGACAUCCACUGAAACACCUAUUGCUGAACAGCCUGUUCAACCCCAUGCCGUCUUUCCUGCACAACAAAUGCCCCUCAGCCCCUCUCAUACCUCAUGUCCCCCAACAUCACUACCAUCUCUCCCUUUCCUACCACCCCACCAACCUGCUGCUGCCUCCCUGCCAGACCUGCCUACAUCUCCGCCAGCGACCCAGGUAACCUUACCAGGGCAGGCCGACUUUAUACCCACCUCCCCUCCUCCUGUCACUACUCUACAAUCGCUUGAUUCUAAUGCCCCCAACCUGCCCCAAGCCUCGCUGCAAGACUGUGACCUUACCCUGCUGGGCAUUGCUCAGGAUGGUCCAUACCUGUCAAGUACAGAACGUCAUUCUUCGUCAGGGUCUGUCCCAGCAAAUGGAGAAGAAACUCUUCAGCUUUUGGCCAAUGGGAAGUUAGAGAAAUUAAAGACUCAAAGAAGAGCUUCCUGUCAGAGGCCUGAGAAAGUUUCACAUCAGUUUCAACUGAGCAUGCUCCAGGUGUCAGGCAGCGGGGACAAUAUGGUGGAAUGCCAGUUGGAAACCCAUACCAAUAAGAUGGUGACAUUCAAAUUUGACAUUGAAGGGGAUGCACCGGAGGACAUAGCAGAUUACAUGGUGGAGGAGGACUUUGUCCUUGAUAUAGAGAAAGAAAAAUUUGUUGAGGAGCUUAGAGCCAUAGUCAAGAAAGCUCAUGAAAUUCUUCAAACACAUUCACAGACUGGAUCAACUGAUCAGUUGCAUGUGAGCACUCCCACUAGCUCUACAAUGGACUCGGUGCCUCAUUCUUCCCCAGUGGGACGCUGGCGCUUCUUUAUCAACCAGACCAUCCGCCAUAGAGACUCUCUAUCCAGUCAGGGUGCAGGUGCACCAUCACCCACUGCAGAGAUGAGGACACCUCAGUCUCCUAAAACAGAGAAAGAAAGUGAAGGAUCCCAGAGUCUGGAGUCCUUGACUGGAAUUGCCUCUCCCCCCUGCCCAUCCCUUUCUGCCACCUCCCCUCCAGUCUCCACUGUCUCAGCCCCUGCCUCCAUGGCCCCCUCAGUCACAGCUGCCCCGGCUCCUCACACUGCUGCCUCUGAAAGCAUCUCUGCACCAGCCUCCACUCUUGAGGCCUCUGUCCCUGUCACUGCUUCAGGUGGUCUUGAACUGCCGGUCCUCACUUCAGCUUCUGUUGACCAAAUUCCCAGUGUUCCCGCAUCCAUAGCAAUACCUGCUGCUGCUAACCUCCCCACUUUGUCCACUGCUCCUACUGUUGUGUCUCCCACACCCAUCACCAUUCUCCCUGAUGUCCUCACUUCUCCUGGAAGCAGUGGUUGCUCCACUGUAGGUCAAAGUAUUGGGGAUACAGUGACAACUGCUCCAAGGUCAUGUGUGCCGGCAGUGGACCAGUCUUCAACCUCUUUUCAUUCCCCUCCUCCUGCUGCUGCAGUGACCUCUUCUGCGGUAAGCCAACUUGGCAUGGAACAGCAGCAGACACUCACUCAGGUGGCCAAGCCAGCUGUACAACAACCACAGCAACCACAGCCACAACUACAGCCUGCAUUACAGCAGCAGUUGCCAGUAGUUCAACAACAACAACUGCAGGCAAUGCAGCUCGAACAACAGGCACAACAGAUACAGCAGGCAACAAUGCAGCAACAACAACAGUCACAACAUCAAGCGUACCAGGAACAAAUUCAGCUGCAGCAGGAACGAGCACUGCAACAGUCUCUCCAACAGUUACAACAUCAGCAACUAAUGCAGCAGCAAAUACCACUUCAACAACAGCUGACUGAGGUGCAGGUGUUGCCUCGACAGGGUCAUACAGAGUUAUUACAACAGUCGGUGCAGUCUCUGCAGCAGUUUCUGCCACCAAUGCCCCUGCAGCAGACCCAACAACCUCUUCUUCAGCAGCAAACACCCCAGUUUACUCAACAAUUGCUGCAACAGCCUCAGUUACAGCAGUUACCACAGCAGGUUAUGGCACCCCAAGCUGCAGUAGUGCCUCAACAGCAGGCCCACAUCGAUCACCAGCAGCAGCAACAGUUAAAUCUACAACAGACAAUACACUUACAGCAACAGCAAAUGGUGCAACAGCAGCUACAGCAGCAACACCAACAGCUGUUUAUGGGUGCUGUGGCUUUAAAGACAGAUCAGAGCCAAAUGCUGCCCCUCUCAAUUAGUCAACAGUUUCUUCAACAACAGGCACAGCUAAAUGUCAGCCCUGUACCACAACAGCAGAUUCCACAACAAGUCCAAAUUCCUGCUGAGCUGGCACAACAACAUAUACAGUCACAGAAACAGCUGCAACACACUGAGCAUCAACAAGAGGUGGUUAAAACCAUGGACACCCCCCAGAAGCAGCAGCAGUUUACGCUGCAGAAGCAGUCCUCUUUACAGAUGUCAGAGUCAGAGGUGUCCACAGGAGAGACAAGUUUUACAGAGGACACAUGCAGCUACUCUACUCCUUUUCACCCUUCCUCUGACUCCUCUCUGCCGCCUCUCCAUCUGGGCACCACCGAAGCCCCCUUACCCGCUCUCUCCCUCACAAUGACGCCAUCCCCUGCUCAGCCUUCCUCUGUGGCUGAGUCAGACAGUGAAGGCCCCCCCAAAAUUGAAUUUGUAGACAAUCGCAUCAAGACUCUGGAUGAAAAGCUGAGGAACUUGUUGUAUCAGGAGUACAGCAGCGGGGCAGCACCGACUGGAGGAGCUGCCUCUGGCCCUACGUCAGCUGCCUCCACAUCAGCAGGAGGAGACGAGUCAUCUGAGCCACAGUCUCUUCACCACUUGUCUUUCCCCCCACCUGCCUCCUCCUCAGAUACAUCCCCUCACUCCUCAACCUCCUCUACCUCCUCCACCACCUCACGUUCCUCCUCUACCUCCCCUGACCCAGAGAGGGAUGGCGGAGGAGAGAAAGCUUCCAUAGAAGUGCCCAACCUUGCAGAGAUGGGCCCAGUGGAGCAACAGCCUGGCCCAUCUCUUCCCUCUACUUCUGCCUCCUCCACCCCGCCAACCUCUCUCCUGCCUCCCAGCCAGGAUGAUCCUGCUGGACCCCAGCGUCCACCUGUACCAGGAGAACCAACCAUUCUUGCUGUGCCCCCACACUCUGACACCAGUACCACUGGAGACGCAUCGUGGCCUCCCAAUCAGCACCAGAUCCCCCUCCGGCACGGACAGCAGAAGCACAAUGCAGGAGGUGGAUAUUUUGGCCUAAACCUGACAUGUCCUAGUAUCAGAAAUCCCGUUAGCAAGAAAUCCUGGACUCGCAAAUUCAAAAACUGGGCGUGCAAACUGCGCCACUCCGCCAGCUUGUUCAAGAAGCCCAGAGUCCAGCAAGAAGGACGUUCCAGCAGUCAGGCACUUGCAGAGGAGAAGGAGGCGCCACCCUUAAAUCCACCUCAUUCACGCAAAGGACGAUUUCAGGUGACUCCAGUGCCCCAGUCCUCUCCCCCGAAGGCUGCGCCAUCCGGCCAUGGUAGCACUCAAAGGAAAGUGGGACGCUUCUCCGUAACCCAGGCUGAGACUAAGAAAGAGGACAGGCAAACUGACAGCUCCCCAGUGUCUCCUGAUUUGGAGAGGGAGAGGAGGAGAUCCCGGGCAAAGGAAGGAGAAAAAGAUGAAAGUAAGAGGACCCCAGCAAUGGCUCACUUGCCCCGAGGUCAUGGGCACAGCCACUCACCCCUGGGCAGCAGUGAUGAUGAGGAUGAGAGUGAGCUGGAGGAUGAAGAGCUGAGAAAAGAAUUACACAAGCUAAGAGAGAAGCACAUCAAGGAGGUGGUAUCACUUCAGGCCCAGCAGAACAGAGAGCUGCAGGAGCUGUACAGACAGCUUCGUUCCCUCAAAGACCAAAGGCAGAGUCUGCCAGUCUCCCUGUCCCGAACCCCUCCUCUGCCCACGGGACCUCCUAUCCUCUCUCCUCGUAGGCCCAGGCCGGCCAAAAUCAAGCUCCGGCCCCGGCCCCACUCUCACAUGGAUAACAAUGGAGUUACGCACUCUGGGAUUCAGCAGUCAAGUAGUUUCUCAGGUAGUGAACAGAGUAGACUGCCUCUUUACUGCAACCCAGAGCACUGCACUUCACUGCCUGCUAAAAGAGAUCACAGCCCUCUAAGAAAAAGCACAUUCACAGAUGAACUGCACAAACUCGUUGAUAAUUGGACGAAGGAGGCGGUGGGCCCCACCCCGCCCAAACCUUCGUUGAAUCAAAUCAAGCAGAUUCAGCAGGUGCAGGAGUUGGGAGGCUGGAGCCAGACGACUGAGGUGGCUCCAUCAGGUUGGUUUCCAGUGGCACCACUGAACCCACAGGCACCCCCUACUCCUACCAGCUUGCCUGUGGCAGCCCCUUCCCAAUACACAGGUGGAGGAAACCUGUCCACCCUGCCCUCCCCAGGGCCACCAACACAAACACACAUGGCUCAAGUGCCACAGAUGCAGCAAAGUUUACACCUCCAUCAGUCUCUCCCCCUCCAGCAGAUGACCUAUCAGCAGUCCCCAAUCCGCCAGCAGAUACCGCAACCCCGAAUGCAAACCCCCAUGCAGUCCCAGUCCCUACCACAGACACAACCCGUCACCCAGCUGCCCCACUCACCACCUCAAAGCCAACCGCUGCUGCCUUCCCAAAUGCCCACAUCUCCAGUGUCCACGGCCGCGUCUCUGCUGCCCGGCAGUGGCACUACCGCACCCACAGAUAGCACUGCUGCUACUGGGGGGACAUUUUGCCCCUGUCCCUCACCCUCUUCAACCUCUUCCUCCUCUUGUUCUACUGCUGCUCUACCUUCCAGUGCCAAAAUUCACCCAACACCUCCCACCUCGACUCUUCCUCUGGGACAAAAAUGAAACCAAGGUGAAGUGAGAGGUCAAUAUGAAGGUGCAAGAGAUGGAGAUGCUAAGUGGAUCAGGACGCAAAGCAGAUCCAUGUGGAGUGUUAGUUCUGUGUAUGUAUGAGAGAGUUGUGACUGCAAUGAAUAUACUGUAUGGAUUCCAGUGUAGUUCUGGAUGAGAUGGGGAGUGAAUGUGAGAGAUGAUAGAUUCUACUAUGUACAGACAGAGGGUAACAAGGAACACAGCAGCUGGGGUUUAUGAAUCAUGGUAUGUUUGGGUGUUGAGAUGUAUAAAUUCUUAAAUGUAUGAGUGUGUGCGUUUAUGAGUGUGGGUGAGUGUUUAUGGAUUAUCCGAGUACAUAUCCCUUUUGUCCUUUUACACAAAUUAACGUUCAUGUUUUUGUUUCAAACCGACUCAGUUGGACCUGAACUCUCCCUAAGCAGAGACAAGAAGGACAGAAAAUAUUUGAGAGUGUGUUGACAAUUCUUGUUUAAUUUGUCAAUGCUUACAGUGAAAGGACUAUCAAUUUUAAAAGUGCAAUUAGUAAUGGUCAUCUAAAUUGAUCAGCAUGUAUUGUAUGGAUUUGUCUGUAAGGCAUAAAAUAUUUUUGUAGAAGCACAUUGAUGAAAACCAGACGCAUAGAGGAUCUUCUCAUGAUCGUCACGUGAUCUUUUAAAACCGUAGGCCUACAACACAAGGCGUUAAAAUGGGCAAUGGAAAAAAAUUAAACAACAGCAUGUUGUACAGUAAAGCACGGUAAAGUUAACCUGGCUACCCUCAUUACCACCAUGCGACCAAACACCGUGUUGCAGUGUUGUGCACCGGUACAGCAUGUGCUUCCUUUGUAUUACUUUAUGUUUAGCAGUUGUAACAUAGAAACAGAAUUACCAUGAGUGGUGUGAUAUAAAUUAAAAUAAAUUCAUAAUACGAUGGUGAAUUGAAACAUGCCACCUACGUUCAGUGGAUACCUGGGUGUACUCAACCCAAGACUGCAUGACUAACUUGACUUGCCAGAGUGCAAACUGCUUGCACUUGCUGUAUAUUCAUGAUUCUCACAUUUACUAUUUGCAGCCUACUGAGAUAAUUCAUCAGUCAUGAGUAAAUUUGGUAUGAAAUGCUUUCACAUUUGAUAUUGUUGCUUUCAGUUUGAGCUCCGCAUAUCAGAGUAUAUCACGGUGGUAUGCUGAGGAGGAAGGUGAAAAAGAAAAAAAACUGCCAAUAGACUGGGGAGACCAUAUGGGUUAUUCCCAUAUUGCCUUUUAAAAUUACUGCAUUUUUUGUGGGUGUGUGAGUGUAUAUUUUUUCUGUGUGACAAAGCUUUGUGAUAGUCCCAUGGUAUAUUGCAUUAUAAAUUACAUCCCUGUUUCUUUCAUUCAAAGCGGCCUCUCAAAUGUCACUUUACCCAAAUGAAAAUGUUUACUCUGCCUACGUUUGAGGCUUUCUUUUCCUCAACAAACAAAACAAGUGAGAGGUUAAACCAUUUACCAGUUGUAAGCUUGAUGUCCGACACCGUUGUCAGAUCCUCACUUGCCUAUUUGUCAACUUUGUUUGGCGUUAGACAAAUUCCUUGUUUCAAUUGUAAACUAUUUAGUCUUUGACCAUAGGCUGUCAGUGUGAAUGCAUCAGUCAGAAGCUGAACUGUGGGCCAUAACUGUGCUUUAUGCACACUGCAAAAGGUUUACUCAAGUCAAAAAUCUCCCAUUUCUCUAAUUCUAAAUGCUUCAUUUGUAGAUGCAGAGAUACACGGUGUAAUAUAUCUGCAGCAGAUAUAUUACUGUACUUUAUUUUGGGUUAUCAGAGCACUUAGCCAUACACGUUUGACCUUUGAAGGUCAGGCGUUGAUACUCUUUUUGGCAUAAUGAGUAGGCUGUAGUCAAAGCAGCACUUCUGUUUUAUUAAUGAUAGAGAGAUUGUGUGCCACUGAAAACAGAAGAUUGUACCAGUUGUUAAAAACUGCUACAUGUGAGUCAAAGACAUUUAAAACAUGAACGGUUAAGGAGGAGUAGUUUGUGCUACAGGGUAUGGUUGUUCAGAAACUGCAUAAUCUAGAAUAUAACAACGAUUUUCUGUAUUUGUUGCUUUUCAAGACAACCCACAUUGUCACAGAGAUGUAGUUCAUUAUUAGUGAAGGUGAGAUACUGUGCUGUCAUGUCUGAUACUAACAUGUUGGCUGCAAGCUACAGCUUAAUGAUCAUGUUCAUGAUGUGGAGCUGGCUUUGUCCUUGAAGUGUUACCAAAAUGUUAUCUAAAAGAUAAAGAUUAUUUUUGUAUUUUGAAAUGGGGUUGUACAAAUUGUAAAAUUGUGUUCUCAUCAUUAUAAAUCUGAGGUUAUUUGAAACUAGAAAACACUGGUUUUCAGUCGUGUUUAAUGGGACUCCCAAGGGUCAUCUUAGAUGAUAUUGGGAGAACUUUUGACAACUUUUUUCAGUUUUGAACAAUGACAAUCUGGAAUAUACAUAAUAGUCUUACACAAGUCUUUCUGCUGGGUUGCAGGUCAGGUUUACUUAACUUUAAAAUUAAAAAAAUGCAAAAAGUAAAAAAUAAUAAUAAAAAUCUGCGAAGUCCCAAAAUGGCACGACUGAGAACCAAUGACAAAAGGACAUUUGGGCAGAGAAACCUCAAAAAAUAAAGUAUGUUGCUGGUGAUUUAGCCUCUGUAAAUUGUAACUAAUUCAACUGUUGAUUUUAUUUAUGUUUUGUAACUAAUCAAAAUAAAUGAUGUUAAACAUCAGA
Molecule: messenger RNA, 13900 nt
Organism: Epinephelus lanceolatus (giant grouper)
Lineage: Eukaryota; Metazoa; Chordata; Actinopteri; Perciformes; Serranidae
Gene: wnk3
Product: WNK lysine deficient protein kinase 3
Biological process (GO): protein phosphorylation
Molecular function (GO): ATP binding; protein serine/threonine kinase activity
Source: RefSeq, a predicted model, not a curated record